AUGCGAAAAACUUCAACCACCUUGAAAGUUGAGAAAUCACAGUUGGGUUCUUUAUCAUGGAGGCAUAAUGGAAAACUUGUGGAUGGCGGGGAUCCUUAUUACACUUUUGUGACUCGAAGUAAAACCGAGCUACGAAUUUCUUAUGCUCAACCGGAGCUGGAGGGUUCAUACAAGGUUGUGCUUGAAGAUAGCAAAUGCGGCGAGUUGAGUGAAGAAAUUAAUGUGGAGAUAAUAGAAAUGAUUUUAUCGGUGAAUCCUGUUGCCGACGUCUGUGUUGGUGGAAAGGCUUCCUUCGAGAUCAAGAAAAACGGCGACCUACCAGGCCAAAUUUUUUGGACAUUUAGCCACCGAAAUCUGCCGAAAAAUGAGCAUUAUAAAGAGAAUGCGGACAAGACAGCUCUGGAUAUAAACAACGCUUUGCCUAUACAUGCUGGAAAAUACACUGUCAUCGUUGUUAAAGGAGGAAAAUGGAUGAUGGGUUCUACUUCGUUUGACUUGAUAGUUCGUGAUUCCUACCUAAAUGUUCUGGUCAGAAAUCCUUUUCUCGUGCAGUUCGGCCAUAACGCCAUCUUGAAAGUAGAGAGAUCAGAAUUGGGUACUUUAGUUUGGAAGCACAGUGGAAACUUGUUGUCCGGCCACGAACCCCAUUACACUUACCUGAAUCCACGAAAAACUGAGUUGGAAAUAUCUAAUGCAGGCCCGAGCCAAGCAGGAGUUUACAAGGUUUUCCUCAAGGAGGGUGGAUGUGAGAAACGUGAAGAGAUUCAAGUCUACACAGGGGACAUCAAAACUCUGCCGAUCAGCUCUCAUUCCGACAUCUGUGUUGGGGAAAAAGCUUCCUUUUCAGUGGAAGUUUACAACUAUUUUAAUGAUUUAGAUUUUCAAAUUAUUUGGAGAUAUAACAUGCUUGCUGAAGUACAGGAAAACGAGCAUUUUUCUCUGAAGGCCGAUAACAAAACCCUGGAUGUACGCAAUGCUUUACCUUCGCAUUCUGGAAACUACACCGCCUUUGCAGUUUUUAUGCAGAAUGGGUCACCUGUUGAGUCUGCACUUUCUUUUACAUCAUUUGAUCUAAGAGUCCGUGAUCUCUACCUAAAAGCUGCGGUCCGAAGUCCGCUUGUAGUGCAGUUCGGUAAUAACGCCAUUUUGAAAGUGCAGAAAUCAGUGUUAGGCACUUUAGUAUGGAAGCACAAUGGAAACCAGUUGUCCGGCCACGAACCUAAUUACGCUUACCUGAAUCCACGAAAAACUGAGUUGGAAAUAUCUAAUGCAGGCCCGAAGCAGGCAGGAGUUUACGAGGUUUUCCUCAAGGAGGGUGGAUGCGAGAAACGUGAAGAGAUUCAAGUCCAGACAGGGGAUAUCAAAAUUCGGCCAAUCAGCUCUCAUUCCGACAUCUGUGUUGGGGAAAACACUUCCUUUGCUGUGGAAUUUCACAACUAUUUUGAUGACCUAGAUUUCCAAGUGAUUUGGAAGUAUAACAUGAUUACUGAAGUACAGGGAAAAAAGCAUUUUUCUCUAAAGGCGGAUAACACAGUCCUGAAUGUACACAAUGCUUUACCUUCGCACUCUGGAAACUACACCGUCUUUGCUGUUCUAAUGCAGAAUGGGUCACCUGUUGAGUCUGUACUUUCUUUUACCUCAUUUGAUCUAAGAGUUCGUGAUCUCUACCUAAAAGCUGUGGUCCGAAGUCCGCUUGUAGUGCAGUUCGGUAAUAACGCCAUCUUGAAAGUAGAGAAAUCAGCGUUGGGCACUUUAGUAUGGAAGCACGAUGGAAACCUGUUGUCCGGUAAGGAACCUCAUUACGCUUACGUGAAUCCUCGAAAAACUGAGUUGGAAAUAUCUAAUGCAGGCCCGAAGCAGGCAGGAGUUUACAAGGUUUUCCUCAAGGAGGGUGGAUGUGAGAAACGUGAAGAGAUUCAAGUCCAGACAGGGGACAUCAAAAUUCGGCCGAUCAGCUCUCAUUCCGACAUCUGUGUUGGGGAAAAAGGGUCCUUUGCAGUGGAAGUUCACAACUAUUUUGAUGACCUAGAUUUCAAAGUGAUUUGGAAGUAUAACAUGAUUGCUGAAGUACAAAAAAACGAGCAUUUUUCUCUGAAGGCGGAUAACACAACCCUGGAUGUACACAAUGCUUUACCUUCGCACUCUGGAAACUACACUGUCUUUGCUGUUCUAAUGCAGAAUGGGUCACCUGUUAAGUCUGUACUUUCUUUUGCCUCAUUUGAUCUAAGAGUUCGUGAUCUCUACCUAAAAGUUCUGGUUCGAAGUCCACUUUUAGUGCAGUUGGGCAAACACGCCAUCUUGAAAGUGGAGAAAUCAGUUUUGGGCACCUUAUUUUGGAAGCAUAAUGGAAACCUGUUAUCCGGCGACAAACCUCAUUACGCUUUUGUGAAUCCACAAAAAACUGAAUUGGAAAUAUCUAAUGCAGGCCCGAAGCAGGCAGGACUUUACGAGGUUUUCCUCAAGGAGGGUGGAUGUGAGAAACGUGAAGAAAUUCAAGUCCAAACAGGGGAAAUCAAAACUCGGCCCAUCAGCUCUCAUUCCGACAUCUGUGUUGGGGAAAAAGCGUCCUUUGCCGUGGAAAUUAACAAUAAUUUUGAUGCCCUGGAUUACCAAGUUACUUGGAGAUAUAACAUGCUUGCUGAAAUACGGGAAAACGAGCAUUUUUCUCUAAAGGCGGAUAACACAGUCCUGGAUGUACACAAUGCCUUACCUUCGCACUCUGGAAACUACACCGCCUUUGCUGUUCUAAUGCAGAAUGGGUUCCCUGUCGAGUCUGUACUUUCCUUUACCUCAUUUGAUUUACGAGUUCGUGAUCUCUACCUAAAAGCUGUGGUCCGAAGUCCGCUUGUAGUACAGUUCGGUAAUAACGCCAUCUUGAAAGUGGAGAAAUCAGUGUUGGGCACUUUAGUAUGGAAGCACAAUGGAAACCUGUUGUCCGGUCACGAAACUCAUUACGCUUACCGGAAUCCUCUAAAAACUGAGUUGGAAAUAUCUAAUGCAGGCCCGAAGCAGGCAGGAGUUUACGAGGUUUUCCUUAAGGAGGGUGGAUGUGAGAAACGUGCAGAGAUUCAAGUCCAGACAGGCUUGUAUUCUUUCGUCAUUUGGCUCCUGAAUGUUAUGAUAGGUCGCCUACGUAAACAUAUACUUCCAAAUAUCCAGCCAUCGUUUAUUAUGCAUGCUGAUUAUCCUUAA
Molecule: messenger RNA, 3192 nt
Organism: Stylophora pistillata
Lineage: Eukaryota; Metazoa; Cnidaria; Anthozoa; Scleractinia; Pocilloporidae
Product: hemicentin-1-like
Source: RefSeq, a predicted model, not a curated record